GCCGGGGCUUGGUGACACGAUAAAAGUAACAAGUAAAAAAUAACCUACCUAUAUGGUACCUUGACCUGCGCACAUAUUUGGGGGUGCUGUGAAGCUCCAAAUAGUUCGCUUGGAGCUCCACCAUCAUCUGACCAAACCAAACCGUCUGUUGCACCGAUCUAGAGAAAAGGGGGCUUCCGUUUUCAGGGUCCUGAACCUACAUGGCAGCUCUAGUCAUUCAUUCAACGUCAACAUACCCAUCUGUAAAUUAACAGAAAUGGCGACCACGACAAACUCAAUCCCGGUCCUGACAACUGGCCAGUCUGAACGCGUUGGUCAGCCUGUGUGCACGACACUGUUGCCCGAAUUGACCGUCGUCCACUUCACCCUGGUUGAGCACGUGGAAAAUGAAUUGCCUUUGCUGCUCAACGGCGAGCGACCAAGCCCUUUAAACAACUCGGUCGUCGCCCCAGGAAAAUGGGAGCCCGAGUCAAAUCCUCCCGCCGCGUUGCUGCUGGGAGGAGCCUACACGGACGAGAUGGUGCAAAAGCUACGGGCGUCGUUGGGGUACGGUCCGGAUGACGAGGACGAAGCAGCCUCAUCGCCUGCCGGAAGAAAGAUCCCCUGGGUCAAAAUCGACAGCGCAAAGUCGACACUGAGUCCCCUCGACCCUGGUUACCCGGCCGACGUGGUACGUCGCCUCAAGGAGGCCGUGUUGAAGCUGCAGGCGGAGGGUAAGCUGGAUGGGAAGCAUGGAGGGUUGUAUGCUGUUUGAAUUGAUCUGGGCAAGGUACAGGCAGGCACGCGUGUUUGUUAUGAUCUGAGUAGUAGUGGUAGUAAUAAUGUCUCAGGUCGAUUUGACUACUUACCUACCUGCAAAUUGGGUUCCUGUGGGGCACAUAGCAGCACGGUUACUUGACGGUACCACCUAACAAAACAGCCACGAGAAAGGAAUGAAAGGACAUGAAAAAAGAAGGGAAAAAAGAAGGGGAAAAAGAAGGAGAUAAAGAAGUAAAUUAAGAAACAAAGAUAAGGUACGAAAUCAAUA
This is a messenger RNA of Pyricularia grisea, 1027 nucleotides long. RefSeq lists its product as uncharacterized. The record is from RefSeq and is a predicted model, not a curated record. The transcript is spliced from 2 exons. The coding region runs from base 257 to 754 and encodes 165 amino acids. Lineage: Eukaryota; Fungi; Ascomycota; Sordariomycetes; Magnaporthales; Pyriculariaceae.